Molecule: messenger RNA, 486 nt
Organism: Parathielavia appendiculata
Lineage: Eukaryota; Fungi; Ascomycota; Sordariomycetes; Sordariales; Chaetomiaceae
Exons: 1
Coding region: 111-410 (99 amino acids)
Source: RefSeq, a predicted model, not a curated record
GUCCGACCGGCGCAUAUGCCGGCUUACCAAUCCCGUAAACGUGAUCAAACCUCUCCCCUUCCAUGACUGGUGUCGGGGCAGGUUCCCGGCGACACGGACACUCAUGAAACAUGAUGACCAGACUGCUGGCGCUAUGCAAUUUGUACCCUUUACCAUUGAUAUUUUGCUAUCUAAGGUACUGCCUAGGUAUCAUGGGAAAAGCAAAAGUCCACCCAGAUGCCUGUGACACAGCCCUUCCCCUGUCAUCCAUUCAUGAAAUGAUAUUGCAACAGAACCAUCUAUCUCUCCCCUCCUUUUUUUGUUCCGAAAUCAGCCGCCUCCAAGAUACAGGGAACCUCUCAAGCCGCAACAUAGCUGUCCAGGGAGACCACCGUAAUGAGUCCUCAGGACCGGCAGUCAAGCCCGACUGACAGUGUCAGGCGAUUCGAAUUUCAAAGUCAAAGAACGAGACUGAAGCAUUACUGUAGUUGCCAGUGUUACAAAGGA